Fukomys damarensis (Damara mole-rat) is the source of this 2119-nucleotide messenger RNA. It is a transcript of the gene Gal3st3, whose product is annotated as galactose-3-O-sulfotransferase 3. The transcript is spliced from 4 exons. Bases 397 to 1575 code for a protein of 392 amino acids. Lineage: Eukaryota; Metazoa; Chordata; Mammalia; Rodentia; Bathyergidae. The record is from RefSeq and is a predicted model, not a curated record. Gene Ontology annotation, biological process: glycolipid biosynthetic process. Gene Ontology annotation, molecular function: galactosylceramide sulfotransferase activity. Gene Ontology annotation, cellular component: membrane.
UGAGAUGUGGGGCGGGCGGCGGGCAGAGCCGAAAGGAGCCGAGCUAGCGGACGCCGACGCCACCUGAUCCCAUCCAAGUGCUGGGAGGCGAUCGAACUGGUACUUUGCUCUCAGGGUCCCAGCGCCCUCAGACCCUUGCGGAUUUCGGAACCAGGGUCCAGAGGGAGCGGGGAGUCACCCCUCACCGGGGUGGGAGGCUGAGCUCGCGCGCGCGCUGCUUCUUCGAGGGUCUGGAGUCCAUCUCCUCUGCUUCCUGCAAACCUGUCUGCCUCCUUCUCCUGCCAGGCUUCUCGAGAACCCUGGCCCUGCUACCAGAGCCCCAGGAGCCCCCAUGAGUGCUGGUGAAGGGAAUCCUGGCUAGUGAGGCCCAGGGCAGUCUGGGGGUGGCGCUCCACCAUGCCACCUAUUCUCCAGCAACUGCAGCAGGCCACCAAGAUGAUAAGCCGCAGGAAGAUCCUACUGUUGGUGCUGGGGUGCAGCACCAUAAGCCUCCUUCUCCACCAGGGGGCACAGCUUAGCUGGUACCCCAAGCUGUUCCCCCUGAGCUGCCCUCCUCUGCGGGAGUCGCCACCGCGCCCCAAGCACAUGACAGUGGCCUUCCUGAAGACACACAAGACAGCGGGCACAACGGUGCAGAAUAUCCUGUUCCGCUUCGCCGAGCGCCACAACCUGACAGUGGCCCUGCCGCACCCGAGCUGCGAGCACCAGUUCUGCUACCCACGCAACUUCUCAGCGCACUUCGUGCAUCCAGCCACGCGGCCGCCUCACGUGCUGGCCAGCCACCUGCGCUUCGACCGCGCUGAGCUCGAGCGCCUCAUGCCGCCCGGCACGAUCUACAUCACCAUCCUGCGCGAGCCGGCCGCCAUGUUUGAGUCGCUCUUCAGCUACUACAACCAGUACUGCCCGGCCUUUCGGCGAGUGCCUAACGCGUCACUCGAGGCCUUCCUUCAAGCCCCCGAGACCUACUACCGGGCAGGUGAGCACUUCGCCAUGUUCGCUCACAACACGCUUGCCUAUGACCUGGGCGGCGACAACGAGCGCAGCCCACGCAACGACGCCGCCUACUUGGCAGGCCUCAUCCGCCAAGUGGAGGAGGUCUUCUCGCUCGUCAUGAUCGCCGAAUACUUCGACGAGUCGCUAGUCCUACUGCGGCGCCUCCUGGCCUGGGACCUGGACGAUGUGCUCUACGCCAAACUCAACGCGCGCGCCGCCAGCUCGCGCCUGGCCGCCAUUCCCGCGCAGGAGCUGCGUGAGGCCCGGCAGCGCCUGUUGCGCCACUGUUUCGGUGACAAACCGGUGCUGCGGCCCGCCGCACAGAUCCGCACCAAACAGCUUCAGCCUUGGCAGCCCAGCCGCAAGGUGGACAUCAUGGGCUAUGACCUGCCUGGUGGCGGCGGCGCUGGCCCUGCCACCGAGGCCUGCAUCAAGCUGGCCAUGCCAGAAGUGCAGUAUUCGAACUACCUGCUGCGCAAGCAGAAGCGCCGUGUUAGCGCCAGAGCCCGCCCUGAACCCGUCCUGGACAAACCACCCCCAAGACCCAUCAGGGUACUGCCCCGAGGCCCUCAGGGCCCCUGAGCUCCACUUGCCUGACAGGUCCCGGCUCUUGUCUUUCCUCCCAGGAGGAGGCUCCCUCCAGGUCCUGUCCCAUCUGGACCUUCUUUCUUUCUUUCCCAGGGCCUUGAACCCUACGGCAAAAUUGGGGAUGUGUCUCUCCAUCUGAGCCGACCUCUCCAGCCUGGGCUGAAUGCCACCUUGAGGGAUGGUGCUGAUACGCCCGACUGAGGCCUGGACCACUGUCUCCUUCCCAGAUAGUUGGUAACUUUAACAAGAGGUUUAAGGGCCUUCCAGGACUGAGACCACCCUGCCUUUUUCUGGGGUCUGAGCCCCCCAGACCACCCCUCAGCCUUUUCCAAGUAGAUGAGUGCAAGAGCCAGAGAAAGGCUGAGCCCUGGGAAAAGGCCGUGCUUCCUGUCAGGGUUGUGGGGCUCUCACUCUUCCCAGGGCUGUAGAAGCCGGUACUGUCUUCCAGGUUCUACUCCCCACAGACCUAAGCUGCUCCCAGACUCCCAGAACCAAGAGUUCUUGGAUUGGGCUUUUUGUUUGGUUGUCCUUUUUUAAA